Molecule: messenger RNA, 1874 nt
Organism: Salarias fasciatus (jewelled blenny)
Lineage: Eukaryota; Metazoa; Chordata; Actinopteri; Blenniiformes; Blenniidae
Gene: sacm1lb
Product: SAC1 like phosphatidylinositide phosphatase b
Biological process (GO): phosphatidylinositol dephosphorylation
Cellular component (GO): endoplasmic reticulum
Molecular function (GO): phosphatidylinositol-4-phosphate phosphatase activity
Source: RefSeq, a predicted model, not a curated record
UCGACGGGAGGAAAGAUGGCGGCCGCCUAUGAGAGUUUCAUUCUGCGCACCACACCAGAGAAGUUCUUCAUCCAGGCGAGUGAGGACGGCGCCGAGGACGUCCUGGCCAUCGACAGAGUGUCCACUGAAAUGAGCCUCACAGUGAGGAGAGACGUCCCCUCAUCAGCUGACAGCCGGCCCAUCUGCGGCCUCAUGGGAACCAUCGUCUGGCAUGUAUCGGUCAUCAUCACAAAGAAGAAGAAGGUGGGAGACCUGCUGGGACACGCUGUGUGGAAGGCAGUGGCCUUUGACAUCCUGUCCUACAAGAAGAUCCUGCACCUGACAGAUCGCCAGAUGCAAGACAACAAGGUGUUCCUGUCCAUGGUCCACAGCGUCCUCCACACCGACGGCCUGUUCUUCACCACAGACUACGACCUGACCCACAGCCUGCAGCGCCUGGCCAACACCAGCCCCGACUUCCAGGACAUGAGUCUGAUAGAGAGGGCCGAUCAGCGUUUCGUGUGGAACGGUCAUUUACUGAGAGAGUUCCUGGCCCAGCCUGAGCUGCACCGGUUUGUGUUUCCUGUCGUCCACGGCUUCGUCAGCGUGAAUUCCAGCUGCAUCAACGGCAAAGUGUUCGAGUGGAUCCUGAUCUCCAGGAGGAGCUGCUUCAGAGGGGGAGUUCGCUACUACGUCCGAGGCAUUGAUUCCGAGGGACACGCCGCCAACUUUGUGGAGACCGAGCAGAUCGUGGCGUUCAGCGGUGCCAAGGCGUCCUUCGUUCAGACCCGAGGCUCCAUCCCCUUCUACUGGUCCCAGAGGCCAAAUCUCAAGUACAAGCCAAAGCCACAGAUCCACAAAGCCGUCAGUCAUCUGGACGGAUUCCAGAGACACUUUGACUCCCAGAUUAUUCUCUAUGGAAGACAAGUCCUGCUCAACCUGAUCAAUCAGAAGGGGUCGGAGAAGCCUCUGGAGCUGGCCUUUGAUAAGAUGGUGGCGGGUUCGGGUAACGGCAUGAUCAAGUACAUCGCCUUCGACUUCCAUAAGGAGUGCAGCCGGAUGCGGUGGCACCGUCUCCACCUCCUGCUGGACACGGUGGCUGAGGUGCAGGAGGACUUUGGGUACUUCCUGGUGGAUGCAGACGGCAAGGUGCUGUCCAGCCAGGACGGGGUUUUCCGCAGUAACUGCAUGGACUGUCUGGACCGGACCAACGUGGUGCAGAGCCUGCUGGCCCGCCGCUCGCUGCAGGCUCAGCUGCAGAGAAUGGGAGUUCUCCUGAUGGGUCAGCGGAUUGAGGAUCAGACUGACUUUGAGAAGACGUACAGGAACGCCUGGGCCGAUAACGCCGACGCUUGUGCCAAACAGUACGCCGGUACCGGAGCCUUAAAGACGGACUUCACCAGAACAGGCAAGCGGACUCAGUGGGGUCUGCUGAUGGACGGCUGGAACUCAAUGAUCCGAUACUACAAGAACAACUUCUCUGAUGGCUUCAGACAGGACUCCAUCGAUCUGUUCCUGGGGAACUACGUGGUGGAAGAAGCUGACUGGGCCACUCCACUGCAGGACCCCAAAGACUGGAAGUUCCUCACUCUGCCCAUCAUCAUGGUUGUGGCCUUCUCCAUGUGCAUCAUCUGCCUGCUGAUGGCAGGGGACACCUGGACCGAGACUCUGGCCUACGUCCUGUUCUGGGGGACGGCCAGCGCGGCCACGGCCGGUCUGAUCCUCUUCAACGGCCGGGACUUCGUGGACGCUCCCAAGCUGGUGCAGAAGGAGAAGAUGGACUGAAUGUGUGUGUGUGGAAAGCAGCUGGGCUCCUCUUCCUCAGGCUCUUCAUCACUUCACCACCACAGGGCCUGGAGCCUGUACUGACCUGGGGGGGGGGACUGGACCCUGUA